Parascedosporium putredinis is the source of this 1098-nucleotide messenger RNA. NCBI's taxonomy places the organism in Eukaryota, Fungi, Ascomycota, Sordariomycetes, Microascales, Microascaceae. The record is from the annotation of a GenBank genome assembly.
AUGGGCGACCUCUUCCCCUAUGAAACCAGAGAGCCUCUAAGCUCGCGUAUCCCUCCCGGCCUCCACCUCCUUUCUGCUCCCUUCGGCUCAGCCCGCCAAGACUCAACACGCAUCUGCUCCGUUCUUGAGAGCUAUCUUGGCCCAGCAGCUUCUCUGCGUCUCCCCGGCGACACAGAGUGCAGCACCUCCGUUGAGGCUCUCAAGACAGCUGCGUCGCUUGACAUUUCAUGGGACCCCGUGUCUCAACUUCUCCGGAUCACGGCCCUCUGGCCGAGUGGGAUCCAGAACGUGGCUGUCAAGUCGACGGCGGAGCACAGAGCCGAGCUGGGAAUCUUCUCGACCGACCCGUCUGCCGGCGAUGCCCAUGAGAUCGGGCUCGGUGGGUUAGUUGCGGCGGCUGCUACCGACGAGAAGAAGGAGCCGUCCAUUAUCGCCUACGCCAUCCCAUCACGGCAUCGACAGGCGGACUCUAGCUUCUCGGUGGGCGUCGUGGAGCCUCAGGGGUUGCAUCCCACCCUACGACUCUCCAUUUCCUCACCUAAGCCGCCGCCGGCAGCCGUCGAGAAUCAGGCCUACGAUGGCUCAUGCGGUCUUCACGCCUACCUAACCCUCCCCAAGACCGUUUUCGCGGACCGCUACCAGCUUGCCGACGACCUGUUCAUGGCAUCCAAGAACCUCACCAGGCUUCGAUAUGCAAGCACGCCAGUCGACCUCGAGAUGCCCGAGUACAAGACCCUCAAUGGGACGGAGGUGCCCUACCCUUCUGUAUUCUGGGCAUGCAAGGCCGAGGGCGAAGCGUCUUUCACCGACAGCCCCUUUGAUCGGGCCAACCUUGGCUAUGACCGUCUUUUUGCGCCCCGCACUGUCUUCUGGCACGUAGAACCGCGACCUGACCCCUCCACCGCGGCCAGCCACGCGACGCUUGUGACAAAGCUUCGUGUGCCUGUUCUAGCCGUGGAAAAGUCUAGUUGGGUCGAGGCGGGUACAGCGCUGACGAUUUUAGUCGGAUUCGGUUGGGUGCUUUUUUCACUUUUCUUCGCUGCCCGGAACAGCAACGGCAAAGAGACUCGAAAGCAGGCAGCAAAGAAACAACAGUAA